UUCUUAAUUCUAUAUGCUCAGUCCAAUUCACGAUUUUUUGUUUUACAAUUUUGUUAAAGUGAAGAGCACUCUACUUCUGAGAAUUGUGGAAGGAAUUUGAGUAGAAAUUUGGUGUUUUUUCCUUUAAUUUCUGUUUCUUGUUUGCAAUUACCUCGGAUACGUGGAAAAUUUCCCCAUUUUGGAGCAAGCAUUCCACUUAUUUGACUUCCAACCUCGAAUGAACGAAUUGUUUCAGGGCAGUAUUAGAUGGGAUUUUACCUUUAAGCCUCGUGUGGUUCUCUGCUAGAAUAGCAUUUGUGUCCCAGGGAAUUGAGCUACAUUUCUGUUGGAUAAAAUAACAAUUUUGACAGGGAACCACACACAGCCUUAGUGUACUUCGUUCUUGGAUGUGUUGUCAUCUAUCUCCAGUUCCUAUCCUCGAUCUUAAUGUUAUUUUUUUUUUGUGUGAUAGACGUCUUAUGCUAUCUAUUGAUAGAUGGAUUGGCAAGGGCAGAAGCUAGCGGAGCAGCUCAUGCAGAUAAUGCUGGUGAGCUCUGCUGUGGUGGCAUUUAUUUCAGGCUAUGUUUUGGGCUCAUUUCAGAUAAUGCUGCUGAUAUAUGCUGCUGGCGUUCUAUUGACUUCUCUCAUUACUGUUCCCAAUUGGCCUUUUCUCAAUCACCAUCCCCUCAAAUGGUUGGACCCAAGUGAAGCUGAGAAGCAUCCCAAACCGGUGUCUGCUAAUACUAGCUCAAAGAAGAAGGCUGGCAAGAAAUCAAUGGCAGAAACAAUGUCUGUAUCUCCAACGAAUUUUCAUCCGACAAAUAGCUCUUUACCAGCAUGCUGUUUUCUACUCAAAUGCAUCCACAGAGGACAGGUAUUACCUACUCAGUUUGAAUUGUUGCUUCAUCAGCAUCAUUGCAAUAGAAUCAUUCUAAGGGUUGGACUGCGGCAAUGGACUAUCACAGUUACUGAUCAUUCAUUCGAAGAAGGGUGGGAUGCUUUUUGUGAACACAACAUUGUUAAAAGACAUGACACGUUGUUGCUUCGACAUAGCGGGAAUCUGAUAUUUGAUGUCAUUCACUUUUGUGAACUACAAAAACAAGUUUUAUUGCCCUGGACAGUUCCCCUACCAGACCUGUUGCACAUGAAUGUCGUCGCAUCACGAGAUGAUAUCCAUACACCUACUAGACAACAGCAAGUUGCUUCCUCGCUGAGACCGAAUUUCUGCCAGGAUCUAUCUGAUUCGAUUUGCUUUUAUCAAAUAUUUAACUCUGCAACUCCAAACAGUUUGAAAAUUCCACGCUUUAUUGAUCACUUCAUCAAUGGUUCCAAGACUCCCAAGUUACUUAUCAAUACUGGAAAUAAAAGUACUCAGAUAGGUGUAAAACAUGAACGCCUUCAUCAAAACUGGAGAGGUUUCAUUCUUGAGCAUCAACUGCAGCACAACGAAACUCUUGUCUUUGUUCCGGAAUCUGAAAAUAUAUUUACAGCUUUGAUCUUCGACGAUACCGGAGUUGAAAAGAUUUUUCCUUGGUAUCACACAUUUAAUAUUUAUUCACAUGCUUAACGAAUUUAGCUGAACUAUGCUGUGUAAUAUACCUACGAAUUAAAUACAUUGCUGGUAAUUUUCGC
Coffea eugenioides is the source of this 1611-nucleotide messenger RNA. Its product is annotated as B3 domain-containing protein REM8-like. Gene Ontology annotation, biological process: protein targeting to ER. Lineage: Eukaryota; Viridiplantae; Streptophyta; Magnoliopsida; Gentianales; Rubiaceae. The transcript has 5 exons. The record is from RefSeq and is a predicted model, not a curated record. Bases 476 to 1546 code for a protein of 356 amino acids. Gene Ontology annotation, cellular component: signal peptidase complex; endoplasmic reticulum membrane.